UCUCCGCUGGGUCCCUCGGCUGGGUCCGAAUGCCUCCCGGAUGCCCAGCUAAGACCAGCCAACCUCUUUUGUUCUGCAGCGGCCGGGCUGAGAGGCUUCCCAUCAGACGCUCAUCUCUUCCCUACCUGCUGCCGGCCCAUUGAAACCCUCCACUGCCGCAGAUCACAAUGCAAAACAGCGAUGUCCCUGUAGCUGAUUGCACUCUUGUUCCUGGUGCCCAAUGGAGCCAUCUCACAGGUGGCAUGUCAGCAGGGGUGAUGGGCAUCCAGCGGAGCUGCAGGCAGAGACUCGGGUAUUGGUGCCAGGAGAGAGUAGUUGGCCGAGACUGGAAAACCAUGGUGGCAACAGGCUUGAGAACCAGGUGAUAGAAAGUUGCCCUCCAGCGCCUUGGGACCACUAUACGCAGGCCCCACUCAGCAGUGAUGUCUCGCAGCACCAAGUGGCUACAGAAGACAGGCCGCCUGAGAUCUACAGCAUUGCUCUGUGGGGUCCCAAGCUGCAUUCUGCACUGACUAGACACAGGGGAGGAAGGUCAAACGCACAAGCCUCUACUCUAAACUCAAAGCAACUGGGUACAUCAGGAGGAGAUGCCACUGACGAGGGAUCCCUGGUGCUGAUUGAUGCAGAAGGGGUGCCCCACACUGUGUCACGAGAGGAAGUGGAGCUGGCUGGACAAAUGCAGUCUUCGGAGCCCGAGUUGCUGGCUUCCGCUCCACCACCACGACAGCUGUAUUUCUGCCCCAUUUGCCUGCGGACUUUCCUCUACCAGUCUGACCUGGAGCGCCACAGCAUCACCCACUCAGAGAGCAAGCCAUACAUAUGCCGUGAGUGUGGCAAGGCCUUCAAGCGUUCCUCCCACCUUCAGCGGCACAAGCACAUCCACACUGGAACAAACAAAAUCUUCGUGGACAGGAUGAGAGUCAGCUUACAGACGUCCUUUCGAAAAACUGAGGAAUAAAGGCAAUACAGGAUGAAAUAAUCUGCAUCCAGGCAUUCCUUCCUUGUAAAGAAGUCUUUUCUCUGCAGCUGGAUCUUUACACAAACUUUGAAUUCACUGAAAUCAAUCAAAAUCACUUUUAUAUAACUCUUUUCAUCCAAUCCAGAAUGAUAGUAUUCAGGCAAAAAAUGAGCAAGGCAGUUAUGUUAGCACUUCAGUGGAAGCACUAAUUUACAUUGUCAUGUCUCAUCCUAAAGAGAUCUGAAAGAUUAUCCUUUGAGGAAAAUGUUACCGAAGGUAUUAUGAAUUCCUAAUCUAGCCCUUUCACAGAAUUGUACUUCCAAGGUUCCUUGAAGGGAAACAGGAAGCUAUUUGUAAUUCAAAGCUGUCAUAAACUGCGAGAUUCUCAAUGUUUCAUUGAAAAUAAUAUUUACAUUUUAUGUAAUGGGGAAACAUUGGGGUUUUAUUUGCUGAAUAAUAUUCGCAGUCAAAAUUUUGAGAAUCUCACAGCUUAUGGCAGCUUUGCUUUACAAAUAGCUCCCUAUUCCCCUUCAAAAAAAACCUGGAAAUCUUCUCUAUAAUGUUAAAUUUUAAAGUCAAGCAGAUUAAAAGGAAGCCAGGGGCUAUAAGUUUACAUGGACAUUCUUUGAUAUGAAAAAAUUGAAAAAUAAGGGCUGUCUGGCUAUUUCAGAUAAUUGCUGUCACUGGUCCAAUCAUGAAGUAACAGUAAAGAAAUAAAAAUGGUGAUGGAAGUGUCUUGACUUUGGUCAAAACAUACUUAUGGCUUCCUGGACCAAAUGUAUGUUUGAUAAUGCCGUUUCCAUGAGACUAAGUGCAUGCUGCUCAUGACAAGAGGUUGUUGCAUUGUGUCUCUAAGUGUAGGAUCUCAGUCUUUCUGAGGGAAGAGUUGGACUCUUCUAUUAAAAGCAUUAGGCUUUUGAUACAAGCAAAAGAUAAUUUCUGCAAAAUAGAAACAAGAAUAUACUGAAUCACAAAACCUGUACGUAAUGAAUAUGUGUUUGGUAAUGCAAGUAUUGGUCUGCAAUAUUUUUCUAAAGGGUAGGUUCUUCUCCUUCUAUGGCUUGCAUUUCAUACUCUCAAAUCCACCCAUGCACAAUAUUGAGCAGCAAACAUUCUUGUAUAUAAGGUCAGACAUAUAUUGUCUGUAAUAUUUGAUUAGAAAUAGCUGUCAUUGUCUGCUACUAUUCUUUGUGGGCAAUCCUACUUACAGCCUGAAUCUCUGUUUUAUCCAUAGAUGUGUGUUGUUCGUGCCAAUGCUUUUUCCUUUUUAGUAAGUUUUUAUUUGCACCUAAACAGUAAUAUAUGCAGGAAGAACUUGA
Pantherophis guttatus is the source of this 2277-nucleotide messenger RNA. Lineage: Eukaryota; Metazoa; Chordata; Lepidosauria; Squamata; Colubridae. The record is from RefSeq and is a predicted model, not a curated record.